This is a messenger RNA of Notolabrus celidotus (New Zealand spotty), 2485 nucleotides long. Its product is annotated as C-type lectin domain family 4 member M-like. Lineage: Eukaryota; Metazoa; Chordata; Actinopteri; Labriformes; Labridae. The record is from RefSeq and is a predicted model, not a curated record. Gene Ontology annotation, molecular function: signaling receptor activity. The transcript is spliced from 7 exons. Bases 276 to 2060 code for a protein of 594 amino acids.
ACCUUUGCAUCCUUGUGCUCUACUCAGUCAGUUUUUAACAAACUCAUAAUUUUAUUACAAAUAAACAUUCAUUAUCCUUGAUAAGGGUUUAAGAUUGGUGAAGGGCCCAUCUGAUUCAAUGAGCUUCAAACUGUGAUUUUAAGAAUUCAUCACUGCUAGGUUAGCAUAAAAUGUGCAGCAUGGCUAAUAAUGUGUAUGCCUGUAACACUGUUAUUAUCUGAUUUGACCUCAACAGGAAGUUAAUCUGUGGGAAAAAGGAACAAAAACCACAGACGAUGAAGGUGUGGCGCCUGAGAGAUGAUAACCCUCUGGGAUUGGAGUUUAAGGAUGGAUUUAGGAUGGAUCAGAUGGAGAUCGAUGACAGCGUAUACAUGAAGAAGAACAUCACCAUGGAAGGCCUCGUUACCAGUGUGGAUCUUCAGAGAAGAAAAUCCCCCUCCAGAUGUGUUUCUGUGUGUCUUGGAUUACUGUGUUCUGUCCUGUUGGCUGGAAACGUAGGACAAAUCGUCUACUAUAAUAUAUUCAGCCAUCCGCUCUCCUCUGACCAGAUGCAGGCUGCUCUCAGCACUGGAGCAGAUCAGCUGCAGAGCAGCACUGAAGCUUUAACUGCAGAAAGGAAACAGUUAGAGGCCAGACUGAGUAACCUGACUACAGAACAAGAUCAGCUUCAGCAAAGCUACAACACCUUAAGACAAGAACAAGUAGAGCUACAGAAGAGUAAUGACGACCUGCAGAGAGACAAGGCUGAGUUACAGUCUAAUUUCUCUUCAGUGACGAUUGACAGGGAUGAGCUGCAAAUCCGCUACACAAAUGUGACUCUAAGUAAAAAUCAACUUCAGAACAGACACAAUUCACUGAGGACUGACAAAGAAGCACUGAAGAAUGGUUAUGAUGCUCUGAAGAGGGAACAAGAGCAACUACAGACCAAUUACAGCAGUUUGGAAACAGAUAGGGAAGAGUUAGAGAAGAAGAGCGACAAAGUAAGAGUUGACCUGACUAAAGAGAGAGACCAGCUACAGCAAAGCUACAACACCUUAAGACAAGAGAGGGAUCAGUUACAGACAAACAUGCAGAGGAAUUAUGACAACCUGCAAAGAGAGAAGAAUGAGUUACAGACAAAGUUUACCACGAUGAGAACUAACAGAGAUGAGUUACAGAGGAGUUACUCCUCACUGAGGAGUGAAAAGGACCAGCUGCAAGUAAGCCACAGAAAUCUGACUGCAGGUGAAAGUCAACUUCAGAGCAGAUUCAAUGUACUGAGGGCGGACAAGGAAGCUCUGCAAACACGUUAUAACACUGUGCAGAGGGAAAAAGAGCAGCUGAGGACUGAUUACAGCAGUUUGACCACAGCUAAAGAUCAGUUAGAGAAGAAGAGCGACAAAGUAAGAGUUGACCUGACUAAAGAGAAAGACCAGCUACAGCAAAGCUACAACACCUUAAGACAAGAGAAGGUUCAGUUACAGACAAACAUGCAGAGGAAUUAUGACAACCUGCAAAGAGAGAAGAAUGAGUUACAGACAAAGUUUACCACGAUGAGAACCAACAGAGAUGAGUUACAGAGGAGUUACUCCUCACUGAGGAGUGAAAAGGACCAGCUGCAAACAAGCAAAGAGGCUCUUCAAACACGUUAUAACACUCUGCAGAGAGAAAAGGAGCAGCUCAAGCAAACAAUCAACACUUUAAAUGCCCAAUCCUGUGAGACAGGCUGGAAGAAGUUUGGUGACAGCUGUUACUAUGUAUCAACUGGAAAGAGGUCAUGGAGUUUGAGCAGGAACGACUGCACUAACAGGGGAGCUGACCUGGCCGUCAUAAACAGCAGGAGUGAAUGGGAUUUUCUUAAAGGGCUGAGUUCAGGAGCAAACACCUGGAUUGGUCUGACUGAUAGUGUUCGAGAGGGGACUUGGAUGUGGGUGGAUGGGACCCCUGUGACCACUACGUACUGGGCGGACGGUCAGCCCAACAACUUCGGAUGGUACCAGGACUGUGGACAAAUGGGGGAGAGGGGAGAGUGGAACGAUAAAUUAUGUUCUGCUCAAAACAUCUAUAUCUGUGAAAAAUGAGACAUAUAUUAUGAAGCAUGUAGAGGAAACCUUACAAAGAUGAGUUUUAUGUUUCAAUCAGUCAAUUUCUUUGUGCUACUAAUUUGAAGCAAAUAAACUUUGAUCAAAAUAUUGCUUAAGAUUUAAUCAUUUACUAUCUAACUGACUUUUAGCAACAAAUAUAACUGAGUAUCGACUUGCUUUAAUAAAAACAGAUUUUCACAUAACUGGUGAGUAGCUCUCCUUUCAGCUCUGGCAUGGCCUCAGUUACCAUCUGUGUGAUUCAUUAUUACACCUAGAAAUCAAUUACAUGUAUAGUAUUUUUACAGAGUAAUAUGUAAAUGCUUUGAUUCAAAAAAGUGUGAAUGGUUUUAAUAAUUCAGUGUACCAAACUGGUAUUAGAUGAUCUUGCACAAAUGUAUUUCUGUCUCUAUCUCCAAUGAGAA